AUGGAGUUGCAUUCCAAUGAAGAACUUGAUUCCACACAAAAUCUUAGGAUUCCAGAUGGAACUUAUGUUUUUAUCCCUGUAGGAGUCCCAGCCUUAGGAAAAUCAGUCUUUGUAUCUACAUUCCGCUCUGUCGCUUCAGAAAUUGGUGCCACAUUUGAGAUGAUUUGCUGUGACACAAUUCGAGGCCAAAUGAUGGAAGAAUAUAUAAAACAGCACGGAAAUUCUGAAGACAAAGAAGUUGUCUUUCAAAAAACAGGCAAAAGAACUAAUGAAAUAUGAUACAGUGAAAUUGAAAGAGUUGUGGCCCCACAAUCUAGCUUGCAUUUUGCGUUUCUAGACAAAAACCACCCACCUAAUGGCGUGAAAUCUACAGUGGAAGCUAUUAAACGUGGCAACCCUAAUGCAGUUUUGAUAGCGCUCGUACCAGAAUGUGAGAAAUUACAAACAGGUGCGUUUUUUUAUCCAAUGUCGAUUAGGCUAUUAAUUACGUGUUUAUGCAGGAUUCGUGAGCGAGAAAAUCAUGAAACGUUGUAUGGGACAGUAAAUAAGAGAAUGUGCGUGCUGCUGAUGAUGUACAAUCUGUAUAGAGAUAUUGAGUGGGAAUUUUAUGAGAAAAAAAAUAUGAUUAUUUUUAGAAUUCCGUUCACUGAUGAACAUUUUGAGAUAAAAAACCCUGGGGUAGAGUCUGUGAUUAUUCGCGCUUUGAACUCUUUUCAGCCUGGGAAGUUCCCGUCUGAAGAGGCUAUUAAUGAAGUUAGAGAAGUGAUUGAAAGCUCACAUAUAGAGUUUUCAUAUCUAGACUUGUCUACAGCACUCAGAUUAGAAUUAGUUAGAACUUUAUCUAGCCAUUCUCGCUCACUUUAA
This is a messenger RNA of Blepharisma stoltei, 864 nucleotides long. NCBI's taxonomy places the organism in Eukaryota, Ciliophora, Heterotrichea, Heterotrichida, Blepharismidae. The record is from the annotation of a GenBank genome assembly.